This is a messenger RNA of Lemur catta (Ring-tailed lemur), 3230 nucleotides long. RefSeq names its product kallikrein B1 (gene KLKB1). Lineage: Eukaryota; Metazoa; Chordata; Mammalia; Primates; Lemuridae. The record is from RefSeq and is a predicted model, not a curated record. The transcript has 15 exons. Gene Ontology annotation, biological process: proteolysis. The coding region runs from base 88 to 2004 and encodes 638 amino acids. Gene Ontology annotation, cellular component: extracellular region. Gene Ontology annotation, molecular function: protein binding; serine-type endopeptidase activity.
ACAUUAGAACAGCUUGAAGACCGUUCAUUUUUAAGUGGCAAGAGACUUCCUCAUCUCCAGAACCACAAAAGCAAUUGUGCCUUCAGGAUGAUUUCAUUCAGACAAACAGCUUGUUUCAUUUCCUGGUUUGCUACAGUUUCCUGUGGAUGUCUGAUUCAACUGUAUGAAAACACCUUCUUCAGAGGUGGGGAUCUAACUGCUGUGUACACCCCAAGUGCCCAACACUGUCAGAUGGUGUGCACAUUCCACCCUAAGUGUUUGCUAUUCAGUUUUCUUCCAGCAAGUUCAACUAAUGAAGCAGGGAAAAGGUUUGGUUGCUUCUUGAAAGAUAGUGUUACAGGAACACUGCCAAGAGUGCAUCGGGCAAGUGCAAUUUCUGGACAUUCCUUAAAGCAAUGUGGCCAUCAAAUAAGUGCUUGCCACCAAGACACUUAUAAAGGAAUUGAUAUGAGAGGAGCCAAUAUUAAUGUGUCUAAGGUUAACAGUGUUGAAGAAUGCCAAAAGUGGUGCACCAAUAAUAUUCACUGCCAAUUUUUCACAUAUGCCACACCAGCAUUUUCCAAUGCAGAGUACCGGAACAACUGCCUAUUAAAGCAGAGUCCAAGUGGAACGCCGACCAGCAUAAAGGUGGUGGAUAAUGUGGUGUCUGGAUUCUCCCUGAAGCCCUGUGCACUUUCGGAAAUUGGCUGCCACAUGGACAUUUUCCAGAAUGUUGCAUUUUCAGAUAUUGAUGUUGCCAGAGUUCUCACGCCAGAUGCUUUUGUAUGUCGAACCAUUUGCACCUAUCAUCCCAGCUGCCUCUUCUUUACCUUCUAUACGCAUGCGUGGAAUGUAGAGUCACAAAGAAAUGUUUGUUUCCUUAAGACUUCCCGGAGCGGGACACCAAGUUCCCCUACUAUUCAAGAAAACUCUAUAUCUGGAUAUAGCCUUUUAACAUGCAAAAGAACUUUACCUGAACCCUGCCACUCCAAAAUUUACUCUGGAGUUGACUUUGGAGGGGAAGACUUGAGCGUGACCUUCGUGGAUGGAGUGAAUGUUUGCCAAGAGACUUGUACGAAGAUGAUUCGUUGUCAGUUUUUUACUUACUCUUUACUCCCAGAAGACUGUAGGGGAGAAAAGUGUAAGUGUUCCUUAAGAUUAUCUUUGGAUGGUUCUCCAACUAGCAUUACAUAUGGGACACAAGGGAGAUCUGGCUAUUCUUUGAGAUUGUGUGAAGCUGGGGACAGCUCAGUCUGCACAACAAAAACAAACGCACGCAUUGUUGGAGGAACGAACUCUUCAUGGGGAGAGUGGCCCUGGCAGGUGAGCCUGCAAGUGCAGCUGGGAUCCCGGAGACAUAUGUGUGGAGGGUCCAUCAUCGGACGCCAGUGGGUCCUGACUGCUGCCCACUGCUUUGUUGGGCUUCCCUUACCGGAUAUUUGGCGCAUUUAUAGUGGCAUUUUAAAUCUGUCAGACAUUACAAAAGAAACACCUGUCUCACUAAUAAAAGAAAUUAUUGUUCACCAAAACUACAAAAUCUCAGAAGGUGGUCAUGACAUUGCCUUAAUAAAACUUCAUGCUCCUUUGAAUUACACCGAAUUCCAAAAACCAAUAUGCCUACCUUCCAAAGGCGAUAUAAAUACAAUUUAUACCAACUGCUGGGUGACCGGCUGGGGCUUCUCAGAGGAAAAAGGCGAAAUCCAAAAUACUCUGCAAAAGGUAAAUAUUCCUUUGGUAACAAAUGAAGAAUGCCAGAAAAGAUACAGAGAUUAUCAAAUAACCAAAGAGAUGGUCUGCGCCGGCUACAAAGAAGGGGGAAAAGAUGCUUGUAAGGGAGAUUCAGGCGGCCCCUUGGUUUGUAAGCACAAUGGAAUGUGGCGUUUGGUAGGCAUUACCAGCUGGGGAGAAGGCUGUGCCCGCAAGGAACAACCUGGUGUCUACACCAAAGUCGCUGAGUACGUGGACUGGAUUUUAGAGAAAACGCAGGGUGGUGACGGAGACGCUUUGAUGCGGUCACUGGCGUGAAGAGGUUAUUCUGUGAGGAGGAGCCCGGUUUGUGGCAGUAUUUCACAACCUUGUGGGUUCAAGUCAGAUGCUGAGCCUUGGAGUCCUCAUCUGCAACACGUGGAGUGUGGCGUCCACCUCGCAUCCUGUCAUAAGGAUAAAACAGACGGCGCACACAAGCCUGCUGAGGACAUGUCUCGCUCAGGCAUGCUUUCAGCACCCAGUAAAUGGGGGUGAGCAUGGACGAUCCCAACCGAAGAUCUCCACGACUGUUGUGAAAUAAAAUAGCAAAAGAGCAUGAUUCUUAGCAAGUGUUUUCUUCAGGCUGUGCCACAGAACUGACAGUAAGUGACUGCAGAUUCUAGCACAGUGCCUGGGAUCAUUCUACUCUUACUGCUUCCUCUGGAACUCAGCAUGUCUCAGAGAUGUCACUUCUUCCCUGUGUCUCACCUGCUUGGUCACUGAAACCUACUAGCAGCUGCUUCACUUAGGGUGAGGAGCUAGCAACCUUGCGUUUUGUUCUGCCUGUUAACGCUCACUGUUACAAGAAAGAGAUAGGUUAUCUGAACCUGGGAGAAUAGGGCAUCUUUUCUUUCGGCCUCCUACUUUUGCUACCCAGGCACGGCCAUGAGGAUCCAGGCUGGGCGUGCCAAAGAGGCACAGCCUUCAGGGUGGACAAGGAAUCUGUUUUGCAAAGGGCACUAACCCUGGGGGUUCAGUGGAUAUUGGUUGGUAUAAUAUUAAUUCAAGAAGCAUUGUUAGGUAUAAAGUAUUUCGUAAGAUUUAGGCUUAUAAAUUCAUGGUAGUAGUACGUAGCUUUGGAAUGGAUGAUGGGAAUCUUUUUGCAAUACAGCUUCCCAACUUGCCAGUGAUUACCACAAUCACUGAUUGUGGUUCACUGAUCCGGUUCAGUUUCGCUAACAUUUACACAGAAUUAUCCAUUUGCAUAAUAUUGUGCAAUUUAAGUAGAAAAAGAGAAAAGUGACGUUUUCUGAAAGACACUGAGUUUCUCCUUCCAUAUUCAUAGACACACCAAGUGGUAGGAAGGGCUUAAAGCCAAAGGGGCCUGCAGGAAAACCGUGAGGUCUGGGUUAUGCACAAACCGGACAGUAAGAACUAAGGAGUUAAGAAUUUACUUCGGAACUCAAUGGCUUUUGUAAAAUCUGGUUAGAUUCCAUGAAAUGAUUUUAAACACACACAAUUUCAGCUUUUACUUUUGCAUGAAAUAAAGAGAUUGGUCUUUGUUC